Anopheles nili is the source of this 2259-nucleotide messenger RNA. RefSeq names its product tyramine receptor 1-like. Lineage: Eukaryota; Metazoa; Arthropoda; Insecta; Diptera; Culicidae. The record is from RefSeq and is a predicted model, not a curated record. The transcript has 5 exons. Gene Ontology annotation, biological process: adenylate cyclase-activating adrenergic receptor signaling pathway. Gene Ontology annotation, cellular component: membrane. Bases 1 to 2259 code for a protein of 752 amino acids. Gene Ontology annotation, molecular function: G protein-coupled receptor activity.
AUGAGCCGGCCGCGAUCGUUAACCGAUCGGAGAAGCCAUCGCAGCCGGCUACGGCCAACACCAACACCACUACAGUUCGCAACGAUCACCGGGUUGCCAGCGAUGGUGACAGGCGCCACAAGUCGCUUCGUGGCGGCACUCAACCACACAACAGCCACUCUGGCUCCAUCUCGCGUGCUCGAUCUACCGUACGAUCGUCCGAAUCGAGCGCUCGCUGUCACCGGAUCGACCAGUGUUGCCAGCACUGGAUCGCUCAACGUCAGUGCGACACCAGAGUCCGGUGUGUCCGUUGCUGUAAGCGGACGAGCGUACGAUCCGUCGCUAGGCGAUGUUCGUUCGCUGUACAAACCGCUGGCGGCUACCAUCACCACAGUGAACCGGGCCGCCGAACAGGUGCUCCUUUCAACCGUCCGUCCGUCGACGCUGGCUGGCAUCGAGGGAAGUGUCCUUGCUGGCAGCACACUGGUGGGCGAGUUUGGUUCAACGGCCAGCAGCAACAGUGCCACCGGUGUACCGAUCGACCCAAGUCCGAAGGCAAUGGACGAACACUUCCUCAUCGCGAAUUGGCAGGAUUGUGUGGUCGUGGUGUUAUUCUGCCUGCUGAUCGUGGUCACCGUGAUCGGUAAUACGCUUGUCAUCCUGUCGGUGAUCACGACGCGUCGCCUGCGCACCGUUACCAACUGCUUCGUGAUGAGCCUGGCCGUGGCGGAUUGGCUCGUCGGUAUUUUCGUGAUGCCACCAGCCGUCGCGGUGCACCUGAUGGGCUCCUGGCAGCUCGGAUGGAUUCUGUGUGAUAUAUGGAUCUCAUUAGACGUACUCCUGUGUACAGCAUCAAUUCUUAGCCUUUGUGCUAUUAGUAUAGAUAGAUAUCUAGCCGUUACGCAACCGUUAAAUUAUUCCCGUCGCCGGCGCUCGAAACGGUUGGCGCUGCUGAUGAUUCUGGUCGUGUGGGUCCUAGCGCUGGCCAUCACCUGCCCACCGAUUCUCGGAUGGUACGAACCGGGCCGCCGUGAGCUAGACCAGUGCCGGUACAACCAGAACGAAGGAUACGUGGUGUUCUCAGCCAUGGGUUCGUUCUUCAUCCCGAUGACGGUGAUGGUGUACGUGUACGUCCGGAUAUCGUGUGUUGUCGCCUCCCGGCACGACAAGAUGACGGAGAUCGAGGUGCACAAGAAAAGUCAUCGCAUCCGCGAACCCGAAGAAGAUGGCUAUCAGUCCGAGCUGGAUCCGAUCCCGCUCAGCCCCAAGCGAAAACGCUCCUCAUCCCAGCUGUCCACGGGCACGACCACCUACGUGGCCCAGCUAGGGCCACCAGCGCACGACGAGAAACCACCAGCCAAAAGAAACCAGCACAAAAACGGCCACUACGAGCUGGUGGACAUGAGCGGCUCCUGUCCGGGUGGAGCGCUCGGAAAAACCACACCCCAUCCGAACGGGGUAAACGACGAACCAUGCCAGGAACCGUGCGGUGAAGGCCCAGCCCCAAACACCGUGAUCGGUGAUCCCGGUGAUGGCGUUGGUGGUGGAAGUCCUACGGACGGGUCACAACCCAACACCGGCACUACGGCCAAUUACGGUCAACUGUCCUCACCGGUUGAGCUUUGGUCGGCUUCGGACCACAGCGUUUUCAAUCAACCAAGCCACAAACCGCAAUCCCAUUCUCCGGCGGCAAUGGGUCCGAGCUGUGCUACGCCACCGAGCGCGAACCACGCGCAACAACACUACCACCAUCAUAAUCAUCACCAUCAUCAUCAUCAUCACCAUCAUCAAGCUCUCGAUGGGCGGCCAACGGCGGCGCUAGCGGCAGCGGGUGGUCUACGACGGAACAACACCGUCAACACGUCGAUGACGGCAUCGACGGGCAGCUCGGUGCAGCUCGUCGGAGGCCGGACAUCCGGUGGGAACAACAUCCGCGUUCACCAGAAGUCGCUCUCGUCGCGCAUCUCAUCGAUGAAGCGCGAGAACAAGACGACACAAACGCUCAGCAUCGUGGUGGGUGGGUUCAUCGCCUGCUGGCUCCCAUUUUUCAUCCACUACAUCAUCACGCCCUUCCUGCCGAAGGACUGGACCGUACCGAAGUUGGGCGAGUUUUUCACCUGGCUCGGGUGGAUCAACAGCGCGAUCAAUCCGUUCAUUUACGCGUUCUACAGCGUCGACUUUCGGGCCGCUUUCUGGCGCUUGACUUUGCGCCGGUUUUUUCGCGACAGCGAGAAAGCACCGUUCGCGAACAUCCACAACCUGUCGAUGAGGGCUCGAUGA